AUGGCGGAACCCAAUACGAUAACCGCCGGGGAUGGCAGCCUCACCCCGAGCAGAUUCACGUCGCAAAUGGCCACCACCACCGUCAGCGUGGAGGGGAUGACAUGCGGCGCAUGUACCUCUGCGGUCGAGGGAGCUUUCAAAGGCGUCGAGGGCGCCGGCGAGGUUUCCGUGAGUUUAAUGAUGGGCAGGGCCGUUAUCCACCACGAUCCCACUCUCCUCCUUCCAGAAAAAGUCGCCGAGAUGAUCGAAGAUCGCGGUUUCGAUGCGGCGGUAAUUUCUACGGACAGCUCCUCGAUCCCGACGCGGGGCGCCGGCGCCUCGAAGGAGACGAAUUUCGCGAUCACAACGUUAGCAAUCGAAGGCAUGACAUGCGGAGCCUGCACUUCUGCGGUAGAAGGCGGUUUGGCGGAGAAUCCUGGAGUACGAUCUGUCAACAUAUCGCUGCUCUCAGAGCGGGCGGUGAUAGAGCAUGAUUUAUCUGCGAUAUCAGCCGAACAGCUUGCGGAUAUAGUUGAAGAUCGCGGCUUUGGGGCGAAGGUGCUGGAAACCUCAACGCUCCAAGCUAGUUCUCGUGGCUCUCAGGAAUCUACGGAUCCAUCAUCGCAGCAAACUGUCACUACCGUUUUAAUUGACGGGAUGACAUGCGGUGCAUGUACGUCGAGUGUCCAAGCGGCUUUCGACGGCGUGGAGGGCCUGGUCCAAUUCAAUAUCAGCCUGCUUGCCGAACGAGCGAUGGUCACUCAUGAUCCUCGUGUUCUUUCUUCCCAGAAAAUUGUUGGUCUGAUCGAGGACUCUGGCUUUGAUGCCAAGGUUGUCUCUGAGGUCCAAGCUUAUGCUCAAAAAGGUGGCAUAAGCCGAGUUACGCUUGACCUUCAUGGCUUACGGGAUGCUACCUCUGCCGCCGCACUCGAGCACUUGCUCAUGCAAAAGCCAGGGCUUGUUUCUGCUUCGGUUACUCUCGCUGCCUCUCAAUUAACAGUCUCAUACGACACAUCUAUACUUGGAAUUCGUGGUAUUGUUGUUGCAAUUGAAGCUGCUGGGUACAAUGCCUUAUUAACAGACUCCGACGAUAGCAACGCACAAUUGGAGUCUUUAGCGAAGACAAAAGAAGUCCUAGAGUGGAAACGUGCCUUUUUGAUCUCACUUUCCUUCGCCAUCCCUGUGUUUCUGGUCAACAUGAUACUUCCUAUGUAUCUGCCAAUGCUUGACUUCGGCGGAGUUAGAAUCAUCCCAGGUCUCUAUCUUGGGGAAGCCAUUUGCCUGCUACUCACAAUACCUGUGCAGUUCGGUAUUGGAAAGCGGUUCUAUGUCACAAGUUUCAAGUCUUUACGACAUCGCGCCCCAACAAUGGAUGUCCUCAUUAUGCUUGGAACUUCGGCGGCGUUCUUCUACAGUGUUUUUACCAUGGUUGUUGCCAUCUUCAUGAAGCCUCACCACAGGCCGAGCACCGUCUUUGACACGAGUACUAUGCUUAUCACUUUUAUAACGCUUGGUCGCUGGCUAGAGAACAGGGCAAAAGGCCAGACGUCUGCUGCUCUUUCUCGACUCAUGUCUCUCGCACCAUCAAUGACGACCAUCUACGAUGACCCGGUAGCGGCCGAAAAACUGGCGGAGGGAUGGGGAGGCAUGGACACCGACGAAGAAAAGCCGAGCUCUUCGAACGAAAGACCUACAGUCUCCCAGAGGGUUAUUCCCACCGAACUUAUUGAAGUAGGGGACAUCAUUAUACUUCAUCCAGGAGAUAAAGUCUCCGCUGAUGGAAUUAUCAUUCGAGGUGAGACCUACCUUGACGAGAGUAUGAUCACUGGUGAGGCAUUGCCUAUUCAUAAAACGAAAGGAAGCCUCGUCAUCGCAGGAACUGUGAAUGGCACCAGUGCGGUUGAUUUUAAGGUGAUUCGCACUGGCAAGGAUACCCAGCUCAGCAAGAUUGUCAAGCUAGUACAGGAUGCACAAACAAGUCGGGCUUCAAUCCAGCGAAUGGCAGAUGUCGUCGCCGGUUAUUUCGUACCAGCGAUUAUUAGUCUCGGUUUGGUUACAUUCUUUGGCUGGAUGUUCGUGAGCCACCUGUUGCCCAAUCCUCCAAAGAUUUUUGUUGCAAAAGAAGGUGGGGGCAAACUCAUGGUCUGUCUGAAGCUGUGCAUUUCGGUCAUCGUUUUUGCCUGUCCUUGUGCACUGGGCCUCAGUACCCCCACAGCGGUUAUGGUAGGGACCGGAGUUGGUGCGACACAGGGCAUCCUCGUCAAAGGCGGUGCUGUGCUUGAGGGCGCUACUAAAAUCACCCAUGUCGUGUUUGACAAGACUGGUACUUUGACAACAGGGAAAAUGAAUGUUGCGGAAGCGAAAAUCGAGCCUAACUGGACAUCAAAUGAUUGGCGCCGUCGGCUUUGGUGGUUGAUUGUUGGGCUUGCCGAAAUGAACAGCGAACAUCCCAUCGGCAAAACCAUUUACUUGGCUGCAAGGAACGAGUCAGGACACUCCGGAGACACUGGACUACCUGGAAGCCUAGGCGAUUUCGACGCCCUCGUUGGUAAAGGCAUUUCCGCUCUCGUCGAGCCGGCUUCCAGUAUCGAACGCGUCCGGUACCGUGUGCUUAUUGGAAACGCCGAGUUUCUGAGAACAAAUGACAUUCCCAUUUCGGAAUCCGCUGAGCAAAUGUCGGGCUCUAAAAGUUCCCAGGUCGGGAUUACCCAAAUCCACGUGGCGAUUGACGGGCAAUUUGCAGGAACGCUCUUACUCCAGGAUACUGUGAAGGUAACCGCCGUGGCUGCAGUAGCCGCCCUACAUCGGAUGGGACUGUCGACCUCACUGAUUACGGGUGAUUCCCAUGCAGCAGCUAUCUCAAUUGCCUCGGCUGUUGGCAUUUCGCCCGAGGCUGUCCACGCCUCAGUCUCUCCAUCCGAUAAGCAAUCUAUUAUCGCCUCUCUUGAAGAGACUGGUGACUGUGUCGCCAUGGUUGGAGACGGAAUUAAUGACUCUCCGGCUCUCGCCACCGCGUCUGUCGGUAUCGCCCUCGCAUCAGGCACUGAUGUUGCCAUGGAGGCGGCAGAUAUUGUCUUAAUGCGGCCCGACGAUCUUCUCUCGGUACCUGCAAGUCUUUCUCUUUCUCGCACCGUCUUCAGGCGUAUUAAACUCAAUCUCGUCUGGGCCUGCGCAUAUAAUGUCAUCGGCCUCCCAUUCGCAAUGGGCCUCUUCCUCCCCUUCGGUGGAUUCAUGCUCCCACCAAUGGCAGCGGGUGCAGCAAUGGCUCUUUCCAGUGUCUCUGUCGUCGUAAGCAGUCUUCUUCUCAAGUUCUGGAAAAGACCCUCGUGGAUGGAUGCAGAGCUUCUGGAGAAGGAUAUCAAUAUUGCAUCAGGCGGCAGCUCCCAAAAGAACUGGUUAGAGGCCACUCUUUUCUCUGUCACCGCGCCUAACACGACCCGUCGCGCUGCACAAUGGAUUCAGGGCGCAGCCGCUAGAACGUGGUCGUUUAUAACUGGACGUCCUACCCAAACAUCAGGUGUUGAGCCGACCUACGUACCUCUUCAAACAGUGGAGCCUGCAGUUUAA
This is a messenger RNA of Aspergillus puulaauensis, 3546 nucleotides long. RefSeq names its product Cu(2+)-transporting P-type ATPase CCC2 (gene ctpA). Gene Ontology annotation, molecular function: copper ion binding; ATP binding; P-type divalent copper transporter activity. Bases 1 to 3546 code for a protein of 1181 amino acids. The transcript has a single exon. Gene Ontology annotation, cellular component: membrane. NCBI's taxonomy places the organism in Eukaryota, Fungi, Ascomycota, Eurotiomycetes, Eurotiales, Aspergillaceae. Gene Ontology annotation, biological process: monoatomic cation transport; copper ion homeostasis. The record is from RefSeq and is a predicted model, not a curated record.